Molecule: messenger RNA, 2734 nt
Organism: Hemicordylus capensis (graceful crag lizard)
Lineage: Eukaryota; Metazoa; Chordata; Lepidosauria; Squamata; Cordylidae
Gene: ADGRG4
Product: adhesion G protein-coupled receptor G4
Exons: 19
Coding region: 131-2614 (827 amino acids)
Biological process (GO): adenylate cyclase-activating G protein-coupled receptor signaling pathway; cell surface receptor signaling pathway
Cellular component (GO): membrane
Molecular function (GO): G protein-coupled receptor activity
Source: RefSeq, a predicted model, not a curated record
GAGGGAAGAGGAGGAAGCAGCAGUGGAGAAAGUAGAGGCAGAAGUGGAGGCAGCAGUGGAAGAAGAGGAAGCAGCAGCGGAGGAAGUGGAAGAGGAGGAGGAAGUUGAGGUGGAGGCAGAGGAAGCAAACAUGGGGAGGUGUCUGGAUCCAGGCUUCAUGCAGCCACCUGGCCACUAUCAGAGAGGGGCCAAUGGCGCACGAGGAAGGGCACGGAUUGGAGUCCGGAUGGUGGGAAAGCAUGAGAGCUACACCUCUAAGGCUGUAAUGAAGGCCAUGUCCAACCAGUCCAAAGACCACCUGGCUGAAAAGCUGAAGAACUUGAUGCAUGGCAAUUAUGAAAAAGAGAAUCUGAGGAUGAUGGUGGAGGAGGAAGACGUGGCUGUUGCUCCCUUUGAUCCAGGAUCAUGCCCUCGAAGACAAACCAUUUCAAAAUGGAAAGGGAACUACACAUGGGAAGAGAAAGUUCCUGAUGCGGUGGAGGCACAGCUGAGCUGCGAGAGAAACAGAGAGAAGUUUGCCAAAAGAGCAUGUGUUGUGAACCUUGCAACGGGAAAAGCUUCUUGGAGGACACCAAAUCUACUCUCAUGCCUACCACUGGGAGUCCUACCGAAUAACAUUAUGGGCCUUAAGAAUGUGACCAUCACAGAGGAAAAUGCUGGUGAUGUCGCAGAUCAUAUUCUGAAUCUGAUGCUGAUAAAUUCUACCACCUUGAGUCAAGAAGAAAUCAAGGUCCUGGUCAGCAAACUCCGUGACAUUGCCAACCUUGAGGAAAUCGGCGAGACCCUUGCGACGAAGACGUUGAGAAUUAUAAAUGUCUUUAUGACCAAGGAAGCAAACAACCAGGACCUGCAAGCGGAGGUUAACAGCAUGUUACAGAUCAUGGAACAAGUAGGUUUCAAGAUGGCUUUCAGUGGGAGACAGGUCUCCAUCAUCCUGCCCACUCUAGCUUUGGCUCUGACGUGUCCAGAUCCCAUGAGUUUCCAGGGAAUCUCUUUUGUGGUGACUUCCUACGACCGAGAGAUGGAUCCAACGAUUGCUAUCCACCAAACGUCCACCGCUGAAAAGGCUCUGGCUUCAUUAUUUUUGCCUGGAUUGCUGGGGAAGUACUUAAGAGUCCAGUCUUUUGAUCCUGAGGAUCACACAAAAAUCCAGUUUAAUUUCUUCGGCAUGACUUCACUGUUUGAGGACAGCAGCUUCAAGGAUCACAGGCUGAACAGCUACGUUGUGGGUGCCAGCAUUCAAAAUGUGUCUGUUGGAAAUCUCGAGAACCCAGUGAAUAUUAAUUUGCAACACAUAAAGCAAAAUGUGGACGGUGCCCCAGUAUGUGUGUUUUGGGAUUUUAACAAGAACAAUGGCCUCGGCGGCUGGAAUACAUCAGGGUGUGACAUGAAAUAUACCGACAGAAAUCACACAGUUUGUAACUGCAACCACCUGACCCACUUUGGAGUCUUGAUGGACUUAUCUCGAAAACCAGUCGGCAAUGCUACGGAAAGCCAGGCUUUAACACUGGUCUCCCACGUGGGCUGUGGCGUUUCCUCCAUUUUCCUCGGCUUGACUAUUGUGAUCUACCUUUCCAUUGAGAAACUCCAUGGGGAUUACCCCUCCCAGAUCCUCAUCAACCUCUGUUUCGCAUUGCUUAUGCUGAACCUCACCUUCCUGGUGAACUCAUGGCUUUACUCGUUCCACAUCAACGGUCUUUGCAUUGGUGUCGCCGCCGUCCUCCAUUACUUUCUGCUGGCAACCUUCACUUGGAUGGGCCUUGAAGCCAUCCACAUGUACUAUGCCCUCAUCAAAGUCUUCAACAUUUACGUUCCCAACUACAUGGUGAAAUUUUCCGUCGUGGGCUGGGGAAUACCAGCUGUUAUCGUAGUUACUAUUCUCAUUGUAAAAGUCAACUUUUAUGGAGAUGGAUCUCCUUCCAACUCAUUCAUGCUUUUUUGCUGGAUUGAGGACAACCUUGUCUUUUACAUUUCGGUGGUGGCGUAUUUCUGCUUGAUGUUCCUGAUGAACUCCACCAUAUUCAUCGCUGUCCUCCUGCAGAUUCGGACCAUGAAAGGGAAGCACCGAGGGCGAAGCAACUGCGAGAGCUGGCACCGAGACCUGAAGCGGGUGGCCAGCUUGACAUUCUUGCUCGGCUUAACGUGGGGCUUUGCCUUCUUUGCAUGGGGCCCAGUGGAGGAGUUUUUCAUGUAUCCCUUUGCCAUUUGCAACACCCUGCAAGGGUUCUUCAUUUUCAUCUUCCACUGCCUCAUGAAGGAGAACGUGAGGAAGCAGUGCCAAGUGCACUUCUGCUGCGGGAGGCUUCGGCGCAGCCAUUCCGACUGGAGCUUCUCUGCCGUGACUGUGGGACACCAUCCCUCGCGGAACCUCGAGCGGAACCGGUCCUGCCUUUCUCUGAAGUCGCAGAAGUCUUGUGCGACCAGCUCAACGUCUAACGGUUCAGGGAGUUUACCGGGAGCUAGACCCAACAUGAAUGUGGAAACUGACCAAGUUUCUUGCAAUUCUGGAUGUACACCUCUGAAUUAUCAGAAAACCAAGCUUCCUUGUGUGAGAAGAAUCUCACCCAUGGACGUAGAGCCACAUUGCACUCAGAAAACCAAGUUUCUGCCCUGAGGAGCUGCUUGCUUCUUUCUCCCUGGAGCCGUUUGAUUCUCAUGGCCUCAGCAAACAAAGGGCCACUUAAGAUAUUUUGCACCCCUCUGUCCCAAACAAUGGCAAAAGAAUCGGUCACAA